This is a messenger RNA of Ectocarpus siliculosus, 405 nucleotides long. NCBI's taxonomy places the organism in Eukaryota, Phaeophyceae, Ectocarpales, Ectocarpaceae. The record is from the annotation of a GenBank genome assembly.
AUGCAGGAUGCACGCAGGACUCUGUUGGUUCCUCAUUGUGGUAGUGUGCAGUGUGGGCCAGCGGUCGUCUCAAUUCGUCUCCUUUUCCUGCCUCCACAGCAACAGCAGUGUCCUCUCACAGAGCCCGUUGGAAUCCUGCAACCAAGGCAAAAGGCCAGGGGCGCCCCUAUGAUGUCGAUCUGCGCGGUCGAACGGUCCUGCGUGGCUGGAAGCUUCUGCAGCGAUACGAACCUUGGAGGCGGGUCAUAUCGACUUCUUCGGCCUGUGGCGAGCUCGGCUGCGGACGGAGAACCUUCUCUCAGACCCCGGUCCUCAGCUGGCGGUGCUAGGGUUGGUGAGCGGUGUGACACCCACCAUCGGUGCGAGGCAGGAUAUCGCGUGGCUCACCGGGGCAUCGAUGCUUGA